Molecule: messenger RNA, 1933 nt
Organism: Momordica charantia (bitter melon)
Lineage: Eukaryota; Viridiplantae; Streptophyta; Magnoliopsida; Cucurbitales; Cucurbitaceae
Product: pre-mRNA processing ribonucleoprotein binding region-containing protein
Biological process (GO): spliceosomal tri-snRNP complex assembly; mRNA splicing, via spliceosome
Cellular component (GO): precatalytic spliceosome; U4 snRNP; U4/U6 x U5 tri-snRNP complex
Source: RefSeq, a predicted model, not a curated record
UUCGUCUCUCUCCGAUCUGGUGUGAGGACGUCACGGGCUCGUCGAAUCGCUGCUUGGAGAACGCACCGCCUCUCGUGGUAAUCGCCGUGGAGAGUCGCCGACGCUCGGGUCUGACUUCGCGUGGGUUCGCCGGAGGGUUCUGCACCGCCGCGAGGUGAUGCCGCCGACUUCCUAUACAUCGCGCCACCGUCAGUAGUUUACCGUGUUCGAUCGUCGUUAGCUAUUCUUCAACUUGGUGCUGAAUUGUUUACGACCAGGAAGGCUUUGUAAUCUUCUAGCGCAGUUUAGAAAAUGGCUACUUUGGCUGAUUCUUUCCUAGCAGAUCUUGAUGAACUCUCUGAUGAAGACAAUUUUCUGGAUGAAGAAGAUGUCGAUGCUGAAAAUAUGGAAGAGGAUAUUGAUGGGGACCUUGCCGACCUAGAAAGCCUUAAUUAUGAUGAUCUGGAUAGUGUAUCAAAAUUGCAGAAAACGCAGAGAUACAAUGAUAUAAUGCAGAAAGUGGAAGGUGCAUUGCAGAAGGAUUCUAACAUCUCCAAUCAAGGAUUAGUCUUGGAAGAUGAUCCUGAGUACCAACUGAUUGUGGAGUGCAACUCUCUGUCAGUGGAUAUUGAGAAUGAAAUUAUUAUUAUUCACAAUUUUAUACGUGAUAAAUAUCGAUUGAAAUUUCCAGAGCUUGAAUCACUUGUGCACCACCCAAUCGAUUAUGCUCGAGUUGUUAAAAAGAUUGGGAACGAAAUGGAUUUGACUCUUGUUGAUCUAGAAGGCCUUUUACCCUCUGCUGUCAUUAUGGUUGUCUCAGUUACUGCAUCCACCACAAGUGGCAAGCCGCUUCCAGAAGAAAUUCUCCAGAAAACAAUUGAUGCAUGUGACCGAGCUCUUGCUUUAGAUUCAGCAAAGAAAAAGGUCCUUAAUUUUGUUGAAAGUAGAAUGGGAUAUAUUGCACCAAAUCUUUCAGCCAUAGUUGGAAGUGCUGUUGCAGCAAAGCUAAUGGGAACUGCUGGUGGUCUUGCUGCUUUAGCUAAGAUGCCUGCUUGCAAUGUUCAGCUUCUUGGUGCAAAGAAAAAAAAUCUUGCUGGGUUUUCCACAGCGACCUCACAGUUUCGGGUAGGUUAUAUUGAGCAAACAGAGAUAUUCCAAUCAACACCUCCUCCUUUGAAGAUGCGUGCUUGUCGACUCAUAGCUGCAAAAUCAACACUUGCAGCACGUGUUGACUCUACCAGGGGGGAUCCUACUGGGAAGACUGGAAGAGUUUUCAAAGACGAGAUCCUUAAGAAAAUUGAGAAGUGGCAAGAACCUCCACCUGCAAAACAACCAAAACCUCUUCCAGUCCCUGAUUCAGAACCCAAAAAGAAGAGAGGUGGGCGUCGACUAAGGAAGAUGAAGGAAAGAUAUGCAACAACAGAGAUGAGGAAGCUAGCCAACAGAAUGCAGUUUGGGGUGCCUGAAGAGAGUUCUUUAGGAGAUGGAUUAGGGGAAGGGUAUGGAAUGCUUGGGCAGGCUGGGAGUGGCAAGCUGCGUGUGUCAGCUGCUCAAAGCAAGCUUGCCGCUAAAGUUGUUAAGAAGUUCAAGGAAAAACGUUAUGGUAGCAGUGGUGCUACAUCCGGGCUGACAUCAAGUUUAGCAUUUACACCUGUACAAGGGAUUGAACUGUCGAAUCCUCAGGCUCAUUUGAACCAGCUAGGCAGUGGAACUCAGAGCACCUACUUUUCCGAAACAGGAACAUUUUCAAAGAUCAGGAAAAACUGAGUCAUUAGACAUUAGACAAUCAAAUGUCCUUUUUCGUGCUCUUGCUGUAAGCAUACAUGGAUAUAUACGUUUAUGACGACACAUUGUAAUUCAGUCUUAAGAGAGAGCCACAGGAAUUUAUGUUUCUAUAACACGAAGGUUUUUCUCCUUCCAAUAGUUUGAUCAUGCUCAUGUUUUUUGGGACAGC